Molecule: messenger RNA, 927 nt
Organism: Ustilaginoidea virens
Lineage: Eukaryota; Fungi; Ascomycota; Sordariomycetes; Hypocreales; Clavicipitaceae
Exons: 1
Coding region: 1-927 (308 amino acids)
Cellular component (GO): cytoplasm
Molecular function (GO): zinc ion binding
Source: RefSeq, a predicted model, not a curated record
AUGGCCUCGUCCUCAAAUUCCGGCGACCAGGAGACCAGCUACAUCAUGAGGGACAAGCACGACGCGAGUCUGGUUGGCACGCAUUGCCAGUUUGACUAUUGCAACCAGCUCGACUUCCUGCCGUUUCUUUGCCAGUCCUGCACCAAGACUUUCUGUCUCGACCACAGAACAGAAACCUCUCACAGAUGCACCAACCCGGGGGCGUGGGCAGAACGAAAGCGAUUGGCCGACUUGUCAAAGCCGUCCAUCGGACAGGGCAAGACGCUGCGGGAUAAGGUCUCGGAAAAGCCUUGCGCAUCGCCAGAAUGCAAAACGGUCGUGGGCACGUCCCUCACUCCCGGAGUGCACUGCGAUGCCUGCAAUCGCGAUUACUGCUUGAGACACCGUCUGAGGGAGGACCAUGAUUGCAGGAACCUGGUGCCCGUCGGGGCCCGGCCCAUGCAGAUAGACGUUGCGCAAAGGACGCGGUCUGCGCUCGAAAAGCUCAGGGCUUGGGGCUCCGCCAAGAAGCAGCAGGCAGGAAGAGCGCUGCCGAAGCCGAGGCCGAGCUCGGCAGCGGCUCGCGUGGUAGCCACGCAGAAGCUCAAGAAGACGGCAAGGGGGGACAAGAGGAUCGCCGAGGACAAGCGGCUGUAUCUCUUCGUCGAGGCCGAGGCGGAAACAGCCCAGGCCAAGUUCCCCAAAGGUGAAUUCUUCUUCUCGCAGGACUGGGUCGUAGGUCGAUUGCUAGAUCAGGCAGCGUCCGGUUUGCAGGUUCAAAACAUCAAUAACAAGAGCUCAGACGACAAGGACAAACUGCGCGUCUUCCAUGUGGAAGGGGGGAGAAUUUUGGACUACGGGGAAAAGGCCGGGUCUGCAUUGCAAAGCGGAAAUACCAUCAUUCUGCUGAGAGGAGUUGGGCCGCCUGCGGACCUGAUAGAAGUCUAA